Molecule: messenger RNA, 583 nt
Organism: Suillus fuscotomentosus
Lineage: Eukaryota; Fungi; Basidiomycota; Agaricomycetes; Boletales; Suillaceae
Product: stress responsive A/B barrel domain-containing protein
Exons: 4
Coding region: 126-428 (100 amino acids)
Source: RefSeq, a predicted model, not a curated record
AUUACGAACCUCUUGCAUUGCCCUCACAAACGAUUCGCUAGUUUCAGUUCUAGUCCGACCCUUGCUUAAAUAGACAUCAAGCAAAUGGGCUCAGCUAUCACUUCCCCUCACCCUUUCAAUCCAUCAUGACCAUUCACCACAUAGUCCUGUACAAGUUUAAGUCCGAGGUGACCCCAGAACAGAAACAGAGCGUGAGGGACAGCGUCAGCGCCCUUCAGUCGCAGAUACCUGCAAUCCAAAGCAUCAUCACUGGUGAAACGGUGUACAACCGUCUCGGACACGGCUUCGACGAAGGGGUGAUUUUCCUGUUCGAGAAUGAAGCCAAGUUGAACGAGUAUCGCUCACACAAGGCGCAUAUUGAUUAUCAGGAGGUAGCGAAACCUUUGACCGAAGGUCUACUCAUUUUUGAUAUCGAGUCAUCCGCCUAGAGAGGAAACUAGUUUGAUAGGAUGUUGUGCAGGUGAUGGCUAGAGAUGCUGCUGUGUAUGAAUUGCCUUCGGAUCGCGGCCCUUGAAGUGAAGAAUCUCAAUACGAUGCUACUUCGCAGGUAUCUGAAUCAACUGAAUCACCUUUCAAUCCAUUC